Molecule: messenger RNA, 2303 nt
Organism: Onychomys torridus (southern grasshopper mouse)
Lineage: Eukaryota; Metazoa; Chordata; Mammalia; Rodentia; Cricetidae
Gene: Relb
Product: RELB proto-oncogene, NF-kB subunit
Exons: 11
Coding region: 182-1837 (551 amino acids)
Biological process (GO): canonical NF-kappaB signal transduction; response to cytokine; regulation of transcription by RNA polymerase II
Cellular component (GO): cytoplasm
Molecular function (GO): DNA-binding transcription factor activity, RNA polymerase II-specific; RNA polymerase II cis-regulatory region sequence-specific DNA binding
Source: RefSeq, a predicted model, not a curated record
GCCCGCCGCCUGCCCGGCCCGGCGCCCCCCGCAGCCCCGGGCGCCGUGCGUCCAGCCCGGCCUUCGGCCCCAGCCUUGUCCGUGAUCGCCCCAGCAGACCGGGCCGUCCGGCCGCCCGGCUUGCCCUCGCGCGCUUCGCCCUGAGCGGGCCUUAGGGCUGUCGGUCCCCACGGGCCGGGCCAUGCCGAGUCGCCGCACUCCUAGAGCGUCCGCGCCCGAGCUGGGGGCCUUGGGUUCCGGUGACCUUUCUCCGCUGUCCCUGACGGUCUCCAGGACCACAGAAAUCAUCGACGAAUACAUUAAGGAGAAAGGCUUUGGCCUGGACGGGGUGCAGCUGGGCGAGAUGCCUCGCCUGGUGCCCCGCGGGCAGGCCCCACUGAGCAGCGUCACCUUGGGCCCAGCUACACCAGUACCUUCCUGGAGCUGCACCCUGGGCCGGCUGGUGUCACCCGGCCCGGGCCCACAGCCGCACCUGGUCAUCACAGAGCAGCCAAAGCAGCGCGGGAUGCGCUUCCGCUAUGAAUGCGAGGGUCGCUCUGCCGGCAGCAUCCUUGGGGAGAGCAGCACGGAGGCCAGCAAGACGCUGCCCGCCAUCGAGCUUCGAGACUGUGGCGGGCUGCGGGAGGUGGAGGUGACGGCGUGCCUUGUAUGGAAGGACUGGCCACACCGGGUACACCCACACAGCCUCGUGGGCAAAGACUGCACCGAUGGUGUCUGCAGGGUGCGCCUGCGGCCUCACAUCAGCCCCAGGCACAGCUUUAACAACCUGGGCAUCCAGUGUGUUCGGAAGAAGGAAAUUGAAGCUGCCAUUGAGCGGAAGAUCCAGCUGGGAAUUGACCCCUACAAUGCUGGCUCCCUGAAGAACCAUCAGGAGGUAGACAUGAAUGUAGUCAGGAUCUGCUUCCAGGCCUCCUACCGUGACCAGCAGGGACAGUUGCGCCGCCUGGACCCUGUUCUCUCUGAACCUGUCUACGAUAAGAAGUCCACUAACACAUCAGAGCUGCGGAUUUGCCGGAUCAACAAGGAGAGCGGGCCGUGCACAGGUGGUGAGGAGCUGUACUUGCUGUGUGACAAGGUGCAAAAAGAGGACAUAUCCGUGGUGUUCAGCACGGCUUCCUGGGAAGGCAGAGCUGACUUCUCUCAAGCUGAUGUGCACCGGCAGAUUGCCAUUGUGUUCAAGACACCACCCUAUGAGGACCUGGAGAUCGCAGAGCCUGUGACUGUCAAUGUCUUCCUACAGAGGCUCACGGACGGGGUGUGCAGUGAGCCACUGCCCUUCACGUACCUGCCUCGGGAUCACGACAGCUAUGGUGUGGAUAAGAAGAGGAAGCGGGGACUCCCUGACGUCCUUGGGGAGCUGAGUAGCUCUGACCCACACGGAAUUGAAAGCAAACGACGGAAAAAGAAGCCAGUGUUCUUGGACCACUUCCUGCCGGGCCACAGCUCAGGCCUGUUCCUCCCGCCGUCAGCUCUGCAGCCGACAGACACUGAUUUCUUCCCCAGUGCCAUAUCCCUUCCUGGCUUGGAGCCUCCUGGCGGCCCUGACCUCCUGGACGAUGGCUUUGCCUAUGACCCUUCUGCCCCUACACUCUUCACCAUGUUGGACCUGCUUCCCCCAGCACCACCUCUUGCCAGCGCUGUGGUGGGUGGUGGGGGUGCAGGGGCUACAGUUGUGGAGUCUCCCGGCCCAGAUCCCCUGACGCUGGACUCGUAUGCAGCCCCAGGUCCUGGGGAUGUUGGCACCGCCAGCCUUGUGGGCAGCAACAUGUUCCCCAACCAAUACCGAGAGGCAGCUUUUGGGGGUGGCCUCCUGUCCCCAGGGCCUGAAGCCACGUAGCCUCUGAGGUGCCAGAGGAGGUACUGGGUGAGGAGUGUGGUGCAGCACCCCAUUCCCUGAGGCCAACCUUCAUCAGUCUUCCAGCUUCCUCAUCCUGAAUCAGACAUCUGCAUUGCUUGCAAGAAGCUGGGGUGAGCUCCAGCUCUCCUUGAGCCCAUUUUACAGAUGAAAACACUGAGUCUGAAGAGGAAAAAGGGAUCCUGUAGGUGGGCCCCUUCUCAGGACAGAUUCUGAGAGAUUGUACAUAGGGGAGGAGGGAGCAGAUCCCCAACCCUCUUCCCUGAUCCUGAAGGUGGGGGUAAAUUGUUUGUGCAGUUUUCCCAAUAAAAAUUAGGUUUUUUUUUUGAGCCUUAGGGGUCGCUUCUCUUCUUUGCCUGGGGAACACUAGGUCAGUUUGGAAUGGAGCAGUUGUGGCUGAGGGGCUGGUGAGAUGAUUCAGUAGUUAAGAGCUAUUGCUGUUCUUGCA